Messenger RNA from Labeo rohita (rohu), 4390 nucleotides. It is a transcript of the gene c2cd2l, whose product is annotated as c2cd2 like. Gene Ontology annotation, molecular function: phosphatidylinositol binding; phosphatidylinositol transfer activity. The coding region runs from base 402 to 2534 and encodes 710 amino acids. NCBI's taxonomy places the organism in Eukaryota, Metazoa, Chordata, Actinopteri, Cypriniformes, Cyprinidae. The record is from RefSeq and is a predicted model, not a curated record. Gene Ontology annotation, cellular component: cytoplasmic side of apical plasma membrane. The transcript is spliced from 15 exons. Gene Ontology annotation, biological process: positive regulation of insulin secretion involved in cellular response to glucose stimulus.
CGUACGCGGUGUGUGUUUGUGUUGCUACACUAUUUGACAGCUCGACUGUUCUGUUCCUGCGCGUUACCAUUACAGACCAUCCGACACCGACGGUGGGAUGGGGCACGGUUUCUUUUGAGUUGACAGCACUGGAUAUUAUAAAUGUGUAGUUUUGUGUAGCACGGUAAAUAUACACGAAACGGAGGCCAUGUACCGAUCAACUCAGGUUUGAUCGUAGAAGAUGCUCGGACCUGAAGACUGGUGCUGGAAUUACGAAGACAUGAUGUAGCCAUUGAGCUGGUGAUCUGUAGCUAGUCAGCCUCCAAAGACGGCGUUUCUCAUCUGAUCGAGUUCCAACCUUCGUGAGUCAAGAUUUUCAUCCCUUCGUAAAAAUGAGACUUAAGUGAUCAGUGACUAGGGAGAUGACGACUUUCCAGGACGUGAGCUGGCUGGUUCAGGUGGCGCUCUUCUGCGCCUCGCUGCUGGUCGUACUAGCCUGGCUCGUUCAGUUCUCACUGGCGUUGCUUCGCCCUAGGUGGUGCACGAGGGUCCAGGGCAAGAGGGAUACUCCAUGGCAGCUGCCCUUGAGUCUCACCCACCAGACGCUGACAGGCGGUGUGUGGGGUUCCCUCCUGAGGCUGCGACUGGGGCGAGACGGGGCAGGGAGUGACACUGAGGCGGGCGUCAAAGGUCUUUUGUCCUCGCUUUUUGCGUUCAAGUCCUUCAGGGAGCACUGGCAGAGAGCCUGGGUGCGAGCGCUCAACGAACAGGCCUGCAGACAAGGGAGCUCCAUUCAAAUCACCUUUGAUGACAGUCUUCAGCUCCCAACUUCUGCAUCCAUUAGCCGUGUAACUUGCACUGACCAAUCAGUACGCAGCAUGGUCCUGCAGUGCAAUUGUUCGGUCGACACCAUAACAUUCCCCGUGACUGUCACUCAGCAGUCACCUGCAGCUGUUUCCAUGGAUACCUACCAGAUCACGAUGAAGCCCAUGCAGGCCCAGUUGCAGGUCUGUCUUGAGGAAGUGGAGGAAGAGGGUCUCCUUGUGUCCUGGACUUUUUCCAAGCAACCUCAUCUCUCUUUAACUGUAACACCAUGCCAAAGAGUCCAGAAAGAGGGCUCUGACGUGGAGGUGGACAGCGAUAUGAUUGCGGCGCUGGUGGAGGACACCCUGUACACAACACACCCUGCCAUGAUCCUUAACCUGAGAGCCUGUGUAUCAAGCCCUGCGUUUCCCAGGGAGAAGCAGAUCGGUGGUCUGAACUCUCCAUCUCAGAGCACGCCUGUCAGGCGGAUUUUGGUACACCAACUCAAAGCAACCAAUGUCAAAAAAGGAUGUCAGGCUCAUGUAGGAGAGCUUUGUUGUGUGCUGAAUCUGGACACUCCUUCCAUUGAACGGAGAACCGGCUUCCUUUCUCCUUCCCCCAGUCCUGGAGCAGCCCUGCACUGGACUGACGACUUUACACUGGAAGUAGGACCAGAAACCAAAGAACUUAAAGUAAGACUUGUGGAGAAGAACAGCAAAGGAGAACAGUUUCUGCCUGGUUGUGCUUCCUUACAACUGGAUCUCUCUAAAAGAAUUCCUAAUGGACACCAUAAACUGUCCAUCGCACCGGGUCAUGGUCUGGCUCCAACUGCAGUUGUAACAUUAGAACUGCUGUAUUUAGAGUCCAGUGAUUUGCGUGCAUGUCAGAAUGCCACUCCUCUGCGAUCCACGGUCACUCCCUCAAAGAAGGUGGACGUGGACCGGACCAUCAUGCCCGAUGGCACCAUUGUCACCACUGUAACUACCAUCCAGUCACGACUAAAACUGGACCGCAAAAUAGGAGACUCACCGUCUAGGUCUCCCUCAAAGGUGGAGGUGACUGAAAAGGCUCCCACCGUGCUCACAAACAGCUUGCAGAGCACCAGUGCCAGUCCCACCCCCAGCACAGAAGGCACCCUCCCUAAUGGGCUGGAUCCCGUAGCAGAAACGGCCAUUCGGCAGCUAACCGAGUCGGCCGGUAAAGUACCCAAGAAGACGCCUACUAAACGCAGCACUCUCAUCAUAUCUGGGGUGUCAAAGGUCCCCAUUACUGAAGAUGACUCAGCCUUAUCAGUGGGCUACGCUGCAGCAAUGGACGCAGCCCUACAGGGGGCACAUUCUCCCAGCGGAGCCCCGAACCACCACGGAGCAUCUGCGCAUCAGGAAACAGACGAAACUACGCCGUCUGACGUGUCAGAGCGACCGUCCGUGGAUGACGUGGACUCGGAGACGGGAUCGACUGGAGCGCUAGAGACCCGUAGCCUCAAAGACCACAAAGUGGGAUUCCUCCGCAGUGGCACCAAGCUACUAUUCCGCAGGAAACACAGAGAGAAAGACCCCAGUUUCAGUCAUUCCCACGAAGACAUCUCUAACCUGGGCAAUGACUCCUCCACAGCCUCCUGCUCGUCCACCAGCCGCAAAAAGUCUGGAAGCUUUUCUCGCCGCCUCAUCAAACGCUUUUCGUUCCGCUCAUCCAAGACAAAGGGCAAAUCCAGCACAGCCAAUGGAGGGUCCGGCACUACAGAUAACUAAAGGAGAAAUAAAAAGGAAAGACGAAAAAGAGAGACACGGUGCAGGCACCAGUCAAAUGAGAGUGGAAUUGGCUCCAGAACUUAUUUAUGUUAUAUACUGAUUGUCCACAGCCUAGUGGGGGUAACGUAAUACUUCAGACCACAUUUGUACACAGGAAGCCAGCCUUGUUUUGGUGUUUUCUGACAGGACAUCAUCAUUCGUCUAGAAUUAAGCUUUUCAGGAUGGAAAACGCCAAAAAAAUGUGGAAAAUAAAAGGAUUUGACUAUGUGUGGAUGCACUGGUAACCUAAUUAAUUUGUUAAAACGGAUAAAAGGCUGCUUUUGUGGAUGACUACGAGCGAACAAACUUGAGAAACUCAAAAUGGGCGGGAGUGUCAUGCGGUUAUUGAGCACAAGGGGGCGACAUAGACCAAUGACUAAUGAUGCCUCCAACACUGUCGCUAUGUGUUGUUUUUCUUAUUUAUUUCAUUUCAUCAGUUGCACUUUGGAUCUUAAUCUCAUUGUUUACAGUGCUGGGGAGCUCCUUUUCUGACGGUUUUUUUUAAUCAUGUCUGUGUAUCGUUUACUGUAAUCGGCACUGAUUUAUUUCUCCUGAGCUCAUUAGGAGUAACUUAUUUCCAGAGUGUGAUAUAUGCUAAAGACAUGCUGUGAGCUUUGUUCUCGUUUUGCUGUUGCUAUAGCAUUUAGAUCAAGGGAUUUUAUGCCCUGUUUUCAAAUAGUGGUACGUUUGACUUUCAUUGUGGCUUAAUAAUCUUUUAUAAUGAUGUUUAUAUUUGUUUAAGAAAACGGAAACGUUAAGUUACUGUAGGCAUAUCUCACUAAAUUACGUUCGUGCUUUGGUUGUAAAGUAUAAGCCCUUCAUAUGACAAAAGGGACACACUACAGGAGAAAAAAAAACGCAAACGCAUUUGUGUAUAUUUAUAAACUAUUCCACGAGUUAUUGUAAAUGUACAACCUCUUGAGCUACACCAGGCGGAAUCUGCAGUGGAGAAAAAAGUGCUAUUUUCAGGGUCCACGUGAAAACAAACCUCAGGGGAAACUAUGAAAAGGUUAAAAUAUGUUUAAUCACUUUAUCUAUCUCUUUCUUUUUUGUAAAAGAUAGCUUCUUGAACAAAACAGACGUUACCCCAAUAUCAUACAAUCCCGUUUCCUCUUCUUUUUAUUCAUUUAGUUGCAAUAAACUUAUUUAGAGGAACGGGCACCCGCACGUUCUCUACGUAAACACAAGUAGAUACAAUUCCUCAUAAUAGCAUAGAUAGCCGUGAUAAUAUUAAACAACGUUUUAUUAUUUUCUGAUUAACUCGUAAUUCGCGUUUAAAGGUAUAGUUCACACUAUCACUAUUCACCUCGGUUUACUUUGAAUGGAUCACAGAUGCAAUAGUGACAAGGCUGUUUAUCCGCAUACAAUCUUUUUCUAUUGCACGACAUUAAACCAUAGUUUUAAACGUUAAGAGUGAAUAAAUGAAGACAAAUCUUAUUUUGGGUGAACUAUCCCUUUAAGGAAUCUCUCUCCGUAUCCCCCAUCCCAUAUGAUCUGUGCAUAUUUCAGCAUUUGGUUCUAUCAAAUAUAUGAAAUAAUCAUAGCUUUGAAAAAACACAAUAGGUUGUUAAAUUAACUGAAUUUUACCAAUAAAACGAUGACUCACGGUUCAUGAAUCAAUGACAAAGUGCUUGUUUGCUAUAGUUAGUGUAACUCCUGGAGCAUAAAGCCUGAAAAUGUUAUAUGACCAGAAUGUUAUGAUAACAGCGAACAAUCUAAAGCGAAGGCAGUGGACCUUCUGAGGUAUUCGGCGCUUUGUAUGAUUGUGGUUAAUUUGAUGUUUAAUUUAUUCUGAAUAAAUUAUUUUUGAAAAUCCA